GGAGACGCCUGCGCGGGGAGGCUGGGGAGCGACAGCGCUGGUUGGGCGUGAGUGGGAGUGUAGCUCUGAGCGCGGCGUCUGUGAGGAAAACAGGCACUGCCCUGCCGCUGGCUGACUGUUGCUAACAUGAGCGGCCUGCAUGGGGUCGAGAGCACCUCUCUCCCCCAGCCCCUCAGCCUUACUGUUCGCGAACAUCCUCCUGGGGAUCCGGACCCGAGCCUGAGGCUCAGCGAGGAAACCGAGGCGACGCAGGUGAUGGUGGAGACGGGUGAGGGAAGUUUGGGGUCCGUCGCGCUCCCGCCGCCCCAGGUUUUAGAGGAGGGGGACGCACCCCGGGAUCCCGCGAGCUGUGGGCAUGCUCCCGCGAUCCGAGUCGAUGGGGGUCGCGGUCCCGUAGCGAUCGCGGCCGGGCGGGAAGAGGCUCCGCCUCCCUCAGAGAGACUGGAAGCAGCUUCUAUGGUGGUGGCAACUCGCAGCAGGCUUGGUGAUGUCUUCCAGGGUGAGGAGAAGGCUCUCGAAAGCUGUGGCGCAGAGAGGUCGGAGUGUGAGGCGAUGGUGGGGGCCAAGGCGGAGGAAGUGAAGAUUGAAAAGUGUGCCGCCUUCUCAGAAGCCGUGGAUGAGGAGAGGGCUGAGGUGGUGGAGACGGAAGGCGUGAAGGAGAAGCAGGUAGUGGCGGAGGAGAUGGCGGUGGAGAAGCCAGCAGGUGAAGAAAUAGAAGUGGUGGAGGAAAACAGAGUGGUAGAGGAGGUGAAGGAGGAGGCAGGGCCCUGGCCUCUGAAUGUGGUUCUGCGCAUGAACCCCCUGGAGGCCAUCCAACAGGAGCUGGACACUGUGAAUGCUCAAGCUGACAGGGCCUUCCAACAGCUGGAGCAGAAGUUUGGGCGAAUGCGUCGACACUACCUGGAGCGGAGAAACUACAUCAUUCAGAACAUCCCGGGUUUCUGGAUGACUGCCUUUCGCAACCAUCCCCAGCUGUCCGGCAUGAUUAGGGGCCAAGAUGCAGAGAUGUUAAGGUACAUAUCCAAUUUAGAGGUGAAGGAACUCAGACACCCCAGGACUGGCUGCAAGUUCAAAUUCUUCUUUCGAAGAAACCCCUACUUCAGAAAUAAGCUGAUUGUCAAGGAAUAUGAGGUCCGAUCCUCUGGGAGAGUAGUGUCUCUUUCAACGCCAAUCAUAUGGCGCAGGGGACAUGAACCCCAGUCCUUCAUCCGUAGAAACCAAGACCUCAUCUGCAGUUUCUUCACCUGGUUUUCAGACCACAGCCUUCCAGAAUCUGACAGAAUUGCUGAGAUUAUCAAAGAGGACUUGUGGCCAAAUCCACUGCAGUACUACUUGUUGCGUGAAGGUGUUCGCAGAGCUAGACGUCGCCCAAUUAGGGAGCCAGUGGAGAUCCCCAGGCCCUUUGGGUUCCAGUCAGGUUAACCCUUACCCUUGGGAAUGCUGCACAAGGUCUGUUACUAUCUGCUGGACCUGUGCUGGGGCAACAGUCAUGGGUCUGUCUUGUUGACCUUUCUACACCCUGUCUUCUGCUGGAUAUUUGCUCCUCUAAACCUCAAGCUUGAGACCAUCAUAGGCAUGCUGCUUCACUUCCACGUGACCUUUAUCCUGUUCUGCAUUAAUAACACGUGCUGCAUGGCUAUGGCUCACACCACUGCAAAGCCAAGCAAAUGAUGGCUGUAGAUUGCACUGUCUUUAUCUACACUGCUUACACUCUUUGUUCCCAGGGCCUUUGUUCUAGUUACUACCACCUGCAUUUCUAGGUUGAUUUGGAAACCCAUUCUAUUUAUCUGCAUCCAGCAUUACAGGCUCAUGGUCUGUGGACAAUUACUGGGGCUUAAUGAUAUCACGGGAGAGCAGCAGGGGCCCGCUCAUUCCAUAUGAUUUAUGUUUUGCCAUUACUCUUUCUGUAGCACUGAUUAUCUCGUAAGGCUACCUGUUACUAUGCCUGUCCCCCAGCCGCUGCCAAGAUCCCUCUAGCCCUCUUUCCCCCCUUCAUUCCCUUUCUUAACAGACAAAACAAAACAAAACACUGAUAGAAGCAUCCGCAAAAAAAGGCUUUUUAGUUUACUUCGGCUUUAUUGUUGCUCAAGAGAAGUUACUCUGUAAAGUUGUUAGUUGUUAGGGCUUUUUUUUGCCCUCUCAGCUAUCCUCUCAGCUCCCCAACCCUUUUAGCAAAUCCUGGAGGGCUCAAAGGAAGACAAAUCUAAAAGGAAUGAAAGGUGAGAUCUGGUUUAUAAUGGAUGGAAGAACUAAAGAAAUUGUGAUGGGUGCAUAUUUAGGGAAAACUACAUAAAAGGGCAGAGGCAUCAAUGAACCAGGUAAAAUUGGGCCAAGAAUGAGGACUUGGUUGACAGAGCCUUUUAGGAAAGGGUAUUCAAUCUGUUAGUGGUGAUGGGAAGAAUAAUAUGUUUCUUAGGAUGGCAAUAGAAUUGAAGAGGGUGGUUCUAUUAAAAAUGCUGCCUAAACAAUGAUUGUUUAAAGAAGUGCAGUGCAACUUUAUAUGCUUUCUCUUUUGUUUUUAUGUGACCUGAUGUACGUGGACGAAUAGUACUGUACCUUUGUUUCACUCGUAUUUAGUCUUGUUAUUUUCUGUUUCUGCUUGGGAAAUUGAGCUGUACUUUCUUUUGCCUUCUAUUGGGAACAUUUGGGAGAAUUAACAAUUUUGCUUUCCUGUGAAAUAUUAAGAUUUAUGUGAAGACUUAUAAUAGUUUUCAACUGGUUCUUGUUUCUGUUGAAUUCUGUUGAAUUCCCUUGUAUUUUUAGAAACAUAAUUUGAAUAAGUUGGUCAUUUUCAGAGUUGUGAAAAUAUUGUUUCAUGGAAAAAUAAUCUGCCAAAGACUGUGUGGCUUUUUUGGAUAAUUUGCUCUGGAAAUAACUUAGUAAUUGAUGUGUCUCUUUUCCUAAAAUUGCAUAAUACUUGUGCGAUUGCUGUUUCAAACUGGAAAUGUACCACUGCCAUAUUUGUCUUAUAUGCAUGACAGUAAAAUAAAAGCAUGCCAUUCUGCUA
Lepus europaeus (European hare) is the source of this 3007-nucleotide messenger RNA. RefSeq names its product TSPY like 1 (gene TSPYL1). The transcript has a single exon. Gene Ontology annotation, cellular component: nucleus; chromatin. Gene Ontology annotation, molecular function: histone binding; chromatin binding. The record is from RefSeq and is a predicted model, not a curated record. Bases 127 to 1422 code for a protein of 431 amino acids. Gene Ontology annotation, biological process: nucleosome assembly. NCBI's taxonomy places the organism in Eukaryota, Metazoa, Chordata, Mammalia, Lagomorpha, Leporidae.